Melampsora larici-populina 98AG31 is the source of this 1392-nucleotide messenger RNA. RefSeq lists its product as uncharacterized. The coding region runs from base 1 to 1392 and encodes 463 amino acids. The record is from RefSeq and is a predicted model, not a curated record. NCBI's taxonomy places the organism in Eukaryota, Fungi, Basidiomycota, Pucciniomycetes, Pucciniales, Melampsoraceae. The transcript has 2 exons.
AUGUCUUACUAUCCAAGCUCGUAUUUGGCCUUUGGCCUCAACUUAUUACGUGUCGUCAAGAGUGUCAUCACUCGUACACAAGUAAGCCUCCACAACAAGCUUGAUUCGUGUAUCCUGACUGUUGCUAUGAAGUCAAUUGCGGUCAAUGUGACUUCCUUUGUGACUGCUACUAGAUAUGAAGACAGAAGCUUGAGGUGUGAACCUCUGACUUUACCUUCAUCUGAACCUCAGCCUUCUGCCACAGAGCAGCUAUCAGUGGACUUUUCAGUCCCUUCCAUUUCGUUCAAAGACAAAGUUCCGGUCUCGUCUUCAAAUAUCGAAGAAGAACCUUUGAAAAUUAUCAGUCCUCUUGCGAAUGAAUCUCAUUCGCAAUCAGCUGUAUUACCUAAUAUCCUCGUCGCAGCCACACUCGAACCUCUUGCGACUCAGCCCAAACACGCAACCACAACCUUCAGCUCAACUUCUGCCCCCUCUCCAUUUCUGGCUUUCUUAGAAGCUUCUCACCUUGAGGCGUCUAACAGGUUGCUUGUAGAAAAGUCAAAAUCAAAACCUCUAGAUUUAGGAUGCGCUCAAUUCAACUCUGCCUACUACCGAAGACAUCUUCCUCCAGCCCUGCCUCAAUUGUCUACCAGAAACACACCAAAGAAGCCUUUUUGCUGGAGAACCACGUUGGAUGCAAUCAUGAAGGAGUCAGGCGAAGAAUGUGACGAAAUCUUGGAUGAGCUCGUCGAAGAAAGUGGCACCAGAUCAAAUCAAGACAUCUCUGGAUCUUCCCACUCACGCUCUUCAAGUAUUUCUUCGGAUACAACUUGUAUCGAAACACCCGUGCUGGUCAACAUCUCAGCUGCUAGUGAACUCGAACUUGAAGAAGCUUCAAUUCUCACGAAUCCUUCCAACACUACCACUCUUCAAGAUCCUCUUUUUGCCUCCCUUGGUAGUCCAGAAAAACCAUUAUCAUCUUUCAAACCGUCUUCGUUUCUAGAUUUUAUUGAAUCAUCCAAUCAGAAGAUGAUCAAAAGGACGCAAAAAGAAAAAUCUAAAAACUUGAAACCGGAUGUGGGAUGUUCAGAAUUUAAUUCAGCUUAUUACAGAAGACAUCUUCCUUCAAGUCUUCCGCCAUUAAAAUCUAACAAAACCUUUUGCUGGAAAUCUAAAUUGGAUCAAAUGAUGAAAGAAGAAGAGUAUGAGGAUAUAUCAGUUGAGAUAGUUAAUCAAACUACCACCAAACCUCCAGUGAUCUUUCUUCCUUCUAUCAACACCUCCUCUUCACAUCUCCGUUCUUCAAGUUGUUCUUCUGAUAUCACAGUGGUUGAGACACCUACUUUGAUAUAUUUUCCAAAAGAACCUAUUCUAAUACCAUCCCUUGUAGAACUUCCGUUUUGUUUAGUCUGA